AUGUUCAGCCUCAUCUUCCCAACUACACCGACCUCUGCGCAGUCGUACGCGGUCCCGACCGAGCGCCUCCUCGCCAUGUCCGCCUCCCACCACGCGAGCGCCACAAUGGCCUUCACCGGCCCGAGCUCCGAUGUGGCGCCGCCGCCACCACCACCGUCCUACGCCAUGGCUGAGAGCGGUCAGGUCUUCAGUCCCACCCACAACAUCAAUUUUGGCUUUACCUGGCCUACGGCUUCGUCGUCACUGCCCGUCGAAAAGGCCUCUUAUACCCCAGUGUCGCCGGAGACGCCUACGCCUGUUCGCUUUGCCCCGAAAUUGUCCACUGACCUCGCCGCUCUUAACCGGGACUUUGCUCGUCGCAUGUCCGAAACUCAACAUCAGGCUGGCUAUAACAUGACGAGCAGCCCUCUCAGCAGCCCUGUCUCUACCGGCCCGCUUUCGCGUCGUGGUAGCUGGGCCUCGAGCCCGACCGAGGACAGCUAUGAGCCUACUAGUUCACUCAUCGCGCCUCCCAUCGCCUUACCUGUUUUACCUAUGUCUCUGCCCACACCACCGGAUGUCUCUCCACAACGGAAGCGAGCGGCGAGUAUGACCAGGGAAGCAAGCUCUUCCGAUGUUGAGGUCGCGCCGCCACCACCCAAGAAACGCAGGAAGACGAGCAAGAUGCACCCAUGCCCGGAGUGCGACAAGAGUUUCCCUCGUCCGUCCGCUCUGACGACGCACAUGAAUGUGCAUUCAGGAGAAAAGCCGUGGCGGUGCCCUGUGUCGACAUGCGCUAAGUCCUUCGCUGUCCGCUCCAACGCCCGCCGGCAUAUGCGCACCCACGGAAUCGGCGCAAAUGACAGCGCCGAUAUCGCCUUCGUGCCUGCGCGCACCAGUUCGAACCGUAUCUGGCAGCCCCAGAGUUUGAGCCUCCUGACCCCCGCUCGACCAUAUGCGCCUAUGUUGUCGCGAGCGGAGCUCGAUAGCUUACCGGGUUUGGGGCUGGGGCUGUCAUGCUUGCUACCGCCCGCCCGUCCGGGGCCAGGGGAGGAGCGCAACUCGUGGGCAUAUGAUGCUUCGAAUUUGGGACCGUACCAUCCCAGCCAGUGGAACGGCGCGCUUGCGGGCCCGUUACCGCCGGCCGUAUAUGGAUGUUGA
Peniophora sp. CBMAI 1063 is the source of this 1140-nucleotide messenger RNA. The record is from the annotation of a GenBank genome assembly. Lineage: Eukaryota; Fungi; Basidiomycota; Agaricomycetes; Russulales; Peniophoraceae.